This is a messenger RNA of Manihot esculenta (cassava), 2125 nucleotides long. RefSeq names its product scarecrow-like protein 18. Lineage: Eukaryota; Viridiplantae; Streptophyta; Magnoliopsida; Malpighiales; Euphorbiaceae. Gene Ontology annotation, biological process: regulation of DNA-templated transcription. Gene Ontology annotation, cellular component: nucleus. The coding region runs from base 12 to 1763 and encodes 583 amino acids. The record is from RefSeq and is a predicted model, not a curated record. The transcript has a single exon. Gene Ontology annotation, molecular function: DNA-binding transcription factor activity; sequence-specific DNA binding.
UUGAAUUCGAAAUGAAAACUUCUGAAAUUUUCAGUUUUCAUGAAGUUCCGGAUGAGUUGAGCUCUACGAACAAAAGUUCUGAGAGAAUGGAGGAAGGAAUUCAAGGGCAACUUUCUGGAGGUGAAGACUGGGGAGAAUCAGCAAGUUUUGAUUCCCACCAUUCUGAUUUUGGAUCCUUGAAGGAUAACUCAUCAAAGGAAAAUCUAAUUUUCUUCUCUCAUCACCAAGAAUGGUUCUUGGACUCUGAUAUUUUUUGUGGUCUAGAAGACAAUAUUUUUUCUCCACCAGUUAAAAAAUCUUUGGGGGGCAUUUCAAGGCUUGGUGAAAUUCAGAAUGAUAUUCAAGACCAACCCAAGAAGACAACGCAAGACCAGUUUACUUUAACCUCACUUGGACUCCUAAAAAGUUAUGGCAAAGGGCUGAAACGACUAAGCAGUGAAAGAAUCAUUAAGCCAACCAAUGAUACGCCAAGCAUAGAGGUGGCAAGCCAGGAACUUUCAACUGAAGGAAUCAUGAGGGUUGCUGCAGAAAGGUUUAUUCAGCCCUUUACUAAAACUGUUGAUGUUGUCGUCUCUAUGCUUGAUAAUCCUUUUGAUAUUUCUUUCUCAGGCCUUCCUGAUGAGGAGGCUAAAAAGUUGGAGCUUGCUGAACUCCUUUUGGCAGCUGCUGUGAAAGUGAGCAAUCAACAGUAUGAUCGUGCAAGGACAUUGCUAAACCAAUGUGAUUGCUUAUCAUCCACUACUGGAAAUGCGGUAGAAAGAGUAGUUCAUUAUUUUUCUAAAGCACUUGAAGAGAGGAUUGAUCAAGAAACAGGAAAGAUCACAUCUCAGGGUUUAGAAAAGCAACAAUUCUUCAAUAUUGAUGAGGCAAUCAUGGCUUCGACACCCAAUAUUCUUGCAUGCUACCAAGAAGUUCCCUUCUCCCAGGUGGCACACUUCGCUGGAAUCCAAGCUAUUGUAGAAAAUGUGACUGAGGCAAAGCGGAUUCAUGUGAUAGAUCUUGGAAUCAAGAUAGGAGUGCAAUGGACUGGUUUGAUGCAAGCUUUGGUGUCACAAUCUGACUUCUCUCUGGAGCUUUUGAAGAUAACUGCUAUUGGGACUACUUUGAAACGAUUAAUUAAGGAUACUGGCAAGAGGUUAACAAGUUUUGCUGAGUCCGUUGGCUUACCCUUCUCUUUUAACACAGUUAUGGUGUCAGAUAUAUUGGAGCUCAAAGAAGAUUUAUUUGAGCUAGAUGCUGAUGAAACAGUAGUUGUCUACUGUGAGUACUUACUGUGGAGCUUCAUUCCAUUGCCGGAUAGGCUGGAUUCUAUGAUGAAAGUGAUCAGAAAUCUCAAUCCAACCAUAAUGGUGGUUACUGAACCUGAGUUUAAUUCCACUUCACCAUAUUUUGUGAACAGUUUCAUUGAAUCUCUUUUCUACUUCAGCGCAUACUUUGAUUGCCUUGAAUGUUGUAUGAGAGAUAAUCCAAAGAGGAUGAUUAUAGAAUCUUUGCGUUUUGGUGAGGCAAUUAGAAACAUUGUGACCACUGAGGGAGAGGAGAGGAAGAUUCAAAAUGCAACACUUGAUGUUUGGAGGGUAUUCUUUGCCCGUUUUGGGAUGGAGGAGACUGAACUGAGCACAUCUUCUUUGCGCCUAGCAGAACUGAUAGCUAAGAAAUUUCCUUGUGGGAGUGCUUGUACACUUGGCAUGGAUGGGAAAAGCCUGCUAAUUGGAUGGAAGGGUACAGCAAUGCAUUCUCUUUCUGCAUGGAAAUUCAUUUGACAUUAAUAUCCACACCGAAAAGAUAUAAUAUUGUCUUCACCUGGCAUUCUUCUAUUUAUACUCUCAAUCUCAGCUAGCCUGCUUAAACAGAACAUAAGCCAGAAUAUCCGACUGUGACCUGGAAUAGAACGUUUUGCAGAUAAAGUUGUGAACAAAAUUGUCAGCUAAUCCACCCCUUAUCUCUCUAAAGCCACUUUGUCCAAGUUUUCCAUUUACGUAUAUUAGAGUGUGAAUAUAAUAUAUAAAUAAUUAUAGCAGAUUACAUAAUCAUAGGCUAAUUGAUUGAUAGAAGAUUAUUAGGAGUCGCCUUAACAAGAUCUUGUAAUAUGUAUAUAUACAUAUUUACUGAGAGAUAUACUGAA